Talaromyces proteolyticus is the source of this 540-nucleotide messenger RNA. Its product is annotated as glutamic acid decarboxylase. The record is from RefSeq and is a predicted model, not a curated record. The transcript is spliced from 4 exons. Gene Ontology annotation, cellular component: cytosol. Gene Ontology annotation, molecular function: pyridoxal phosphate binding; glutamate decarboxylase activity. Bases 1 to 540 code for a protein of 179 amino acids. Gene Ontology annotation, biological process: L-glutamate catabolic process. NCBI's taxonomy places the organism in Eukaryota, Fungi, Ascomycota, Eurotiomycetes, Eurotiales, Trichocomaceae.
AUGUCAAUAGGUGGACAUUCCGAAGCCAUCAUGCUAGCUACACUAGCUGUGAAGAAAGGCUGGCAAAAUAAACGAAAGGCCGCCGGAAAUGACUGUUCUCGACCGAAUCUUAUUAUGAACAGUGCCGUGCAAGAGAAAUAUGUCUAUUGUACCAAUGGCCGCUAUGUGAUUGACCCCGUAGAAGCUGUUAAUUUAGUGGACGAAAAUACAAUUGGCAGGGAGUACGAGGAUGCAAAAAAGAUUAACGGCCUACUCAUAAAUAAGAAUAUCGACUGUCCAAUACAUGUAGAUGCCGCUAGUGGUGGUUUUAUUGCACUAUUCGUCAAUCCAAAUUUCAUUUGGGAUUUCCGCCUGCCAAAAGUGGGAUCUAUUAAUCCUUCUAGCCACAAAUACGGCUUGGUGUAUCCUGGUGUUUUCCGGGUCGUCUGGAGGUCUUCUGAAUUCCUUCCGCAAGAACUGGUGUUCAACAUCAACUACUUAUGUGCAGAUCAGGCUAUUUUCACAUUGAAUUUCUCCAAAGGAGCUUCUCAGGUUAUUUGA